Messenger RNA from Oppia nitens, 1866 nucleotides. RefSeq names its product L-sorbose 1-dehydrogenase-like. The transcript has 2 exons. Gene Ontology annotation, molecular function: oxidoreductase activity, acting on CH-OH group of donors; flavin adenine dinucleotide binding. The coding region runs from base 1 to 1866 and encodes 621 amino acids. The record is from RefSeq and is a predicted model, not a curated record. Lineage: Eukaryota; Metazoa; Arthropoda; Arachnida; Sarcoptiformes; Oppiidae.
AUGAUUGUGUCGACAAGUAUUACAUUACAGAUGUUAACAGUUUCACUGUUGACAAUACAGAGAGAAUCGAUUCACAAGAAUAUCCAAAACGCUUUGCCAUUGAAAGAGUCGUACGAUUACAUAGUUAUCGGUGCCGGCAGUGCCGGUGCAGUUGUGGCCAACCGACUAACCGAAGAUCCCAACAUCAAUGUACUGCUGCUUGAAGCCGGUGGUCCACAGACAGUGGCCACCGAUAUGCCCGGUCUGGCCAUACCCUUGUGGAAGGACAUACCGGUAUUCGACUGGGACUAUCAAACAGUGCCACAAAAGUACGGAUUGGCGCUGAAAGAACCGGGCGUUUUUGGCGAACGCAAAGGCAAGGCCAUUGGCGGUACGUCGACCAUCAACGGCCUGAUACAUGUUGUCGGCAAUCGACUAGAUUUUGACGAAUGGUGCUAUAAGUACGGUGCCGACGGCUGGAACUAUGAGGGAGUACUACCGUAUCUCAAGAAACUGGAAAACAAUACCGACCCCAGAGUUGUACAGCAAAAUCCCGGCUAUCACGGAACUCGCGGACCAAUAUCAAUGAUCAGCGACCCGUCACCCGCUCCGCUAUUGUUGAAGUUUCAAAAAGUCUACAACGAUAUGGGCUACGAAACAUUGGACGUAAAUGGACCCAAACAAUUGGGUACUGCUUUCACACAGAUGACCGUAAAAAAUGGCUACCGAUGCGGAACUGGCAACGGAUAUCUGACACCCAAUAGACAUCCCGACAACUUGAAGAUAUUGACACAAGCGUUGGUCACAAAGAUUCGUUUCACGGAUUUUGCCGACGAAAUUACGGCCACUGGUGUCGAGUUUAUCCGGCAAAACAUCAAAUACAAAGUCAACGCAAACAUUGAGGUCAUUGUGAGCGCCGGUGUCUACAAUUCACCACAACUACUGAUGCUAUCAGGUGUCGGUCCCAGAGCUCAUCUACAGUCGCUGGGUAUUCCAGUGGUCAUGGAUUUGCCUGUCGGUAACAAUCUUCAAGAUCACCCGAAAGUGGUGUUUCACAGUCUAAUCAAAGACCAGGACUCGCAGCCGCGCGAACCCGAACUCAAUAUACCACAGAUGUACGACUUCUUCGAGCACCGUAAGGGACCGCUGGCCAGCUAUUCGUGUUUGUAUACGUUUUUCAAUACCAAAAGCAACACCAAUAUCCAGUGGCCGAACAUUGUUUUGGCCGGUUUUGUACAAAAAUACAAGAAUAAUAUUACCGAAGUUUGUGCCAAAUAUGGCGAACGAAUUGACGAAUGGAAGCAAUAUUUUAGGCCAUAUUUGGGUAAAUAUUAUCUGCGAACUGAUGCCAAUCUACGCAAACCAAGAAGUUUCGGUAGUGUCCGACUGGCCUCAGCUGAUCCCUAUAGAAAACCGCUUAUCGAUCCCAACUUUUUCGAUGUCCAACAAGAUUUCAACGAUCUGGUAGAGGCGGCAAAGUUUUUGCUUUAUCUCUUACAAGAGUCGCCUAUUUCCAGGCACCUGGAGUUUAAUCAUAAUCCCAUACCCGGCUGUCAAAUGUGUAGCGACCGACCCAUGUAUGCCUGCGAAUCGUACAUCCGAUGCUAUAUCCGAUUGAACGGAGAAAAAGAGUUACAUCCGGUCGGUACGUGUCGUAUGGGUGCCGUCACCCGUCCGGAUACGGUAGUCGAUCCGACCCUUAAAGUGAAAAACCUGUGCCGACUGCGUGUAUGCGACGCCUCGAUAAUGCCGACCGUAGUCAACGGUAAUACAAAUACGCCGUCCAUUAUGGUCGGCGAAAAGUGCGCCGAUUUAAUCAAAAAAGAUUUAUAUUCAAAACGAUCGCUUAAUAAACAACAAGAAUCGGCGGCCAAAAAAAAGUUUUGA